Rhincodon typus (whale shark) is the source of this 3886-nucleotide messenger RNA. It is a transcript of the gene il20rb, whose product is annotated as cytokine receptor family member B16. Bases 19 to 1002 code for a protein of 327 amino acids. The record is from RefSeq and is a predicted model, not a curated record. The transcript has 7 exons. Lineage: Eukaryota; Metazoa; Chordata; Chondrichthyes; Orectolobiformes; Rhincodontidae. Gene Ontology annotation, molecular function: interleukin-20 binding.
AAAAGUGACCAAGUUGGCAUGAAGAAACUGAAGUUACUCUUCUUGAAGCAAAGGGGAGAUUUGACAGAGCUGUACAAGAUUACAACAGGCCUUGAAAAAUUGCCAAAACCCAAGAACGUGUUUGUAAAUUCGACCAACAUGAGGCACAUCCUGAGGUGGAGUCCUGUGAGAGUUCCUGUGGGAGAGAUCAGUUACUCAGUACAGUUUCAAGGUGAGUUUGAAAGAAAUCACAAGAAGACUUGGGUGGCAAUCUCGGAAUGUUCUGGCAUGACUGAGAUGUCUUGUGAUGUCACGAUGGAUAUAUCAUCAGAUGUGGAUUAUGAUCUGAAGGUACGGGCACAACUUGGGAACAUCACUUCCAAAUGGGCAAACCUCAGCAAACUCUUCAAUCGUAAGGAGACCAAUCUCACAAUACCGAGCCUGACAGUUAAAGGGAGCGGUGGUUUGCGAACCAUUAACGUCAGUGAUGUAACGAAGAACAUCAAUGCUCGUAUUUAUUACUGGGAAAAAGCUGCGGAGCAGCAGAUUAUGAAUAUUUCCACAGACCAGAAUCUUUACAAUAUUGUCCUGCACAAGGAGGUCCUGUAUUGUUUUCAAGCUCAACUUUUCAUUUCAGAAUACAACAAGUUCAGUAACCAUAGUGACCCAGUAUGCGAGUCAGCCAAUGAUGUUCCAGUUACCACAUCCAAGGAGAUCCUUAUAACAGUGACUACGGUGUUACUUCUUGGAGUCUUCAUUCUGAUAGUCUCCCUGUUUCUCACAUGGAAGAUCUUCUGUCAAACCCAAUCUGCAUGGCUUCCCAAAAUUUCAACUCCCUACAUUCCAAACUUUGGUAGCCAUCGAGUAGACAUCAUGAGUGAAGAAGACCACAGCCAUGAGUAUUGCCAUGUUGUGCAGGUUCUACCUCAGUCAGAGCCAUUACUCAGUCAAUGUCAAGCACUGACACGGGAGGAGAAUCCACACUGCAAACAGAUACAGACUGUUGGGCAAUCAACUUCAUGAUAUCAGGGAAUGUCUCCCAAUCGCAUUGUUCAAUAGAGAUUGAGUGUUGGAGAGGAUAUUGGAGACUGAUUCUGACAGCACUGGCACCUUCUGAAUUAGGAAGCAGCAGGAUGAGUAUUUAAAGAAUUUAAUAUGAAAUGACAAGUUCACAGCGACCUGCUGCUCAUGGAGUUGGAUUGAAAUUCAGGCUGACGCAAAUUCUCAUUCUUGACUUUCAAGGAUUUCAGUGGGCACAAAGUGCUGAAAUGUUUGAUGGCCUUUAUUGACCCAACACCCAUUCACUUCCCACAAUCCAAAAAAGUUUGGGAUUCUGCCCCUUACUUUGGCUGCAUCUCUAAACUGAGUACUAGGUGAUCCUUACUGAACAACUAAUGCACUCAUCUAGUCACAACAUGGACAAAAUGGAGGGUAUUCUUCAUCCCGUUGACUCCGCCAACAUACCAUGGGUAACUUUUAGGAUUUUGAGAUUGGAAGGCAUAGAUUGUGCUGUUAUUUACAGAUCAAGCGUGCUCCUCUGUAUCUCUUUCAAACAGUACAUCAUUCUACACAUCGUAGCCUAAUUUUGCCACUGUUGCCAAGCUCAUUAACCAUAGUAUAACAACUGAGCCUGAUCUUUCUCUGUAGCAAUUAGGAAUUAAUAUCUAUUGAACUACCCUGUCCCCUACACCCCCCAGAUCCUGUCUAGACGUUCUGUACCAAAUGUGGUCUCUAACCAAUAAUCAACACAGUCUUGGAGAUCAAACCCAUGAUACAUUAGUCUGAAUGGCUUGGUAUCAACUAAUAGCAUGUGAUGCACUCAAUCCCUGACUCAUUGAUGUACAUGUCUACAAUCUCUAAUUGAUUUUCAACUCCUCUCCAACCUGCUUGGUCAUUCACUUAGGUUUUGGUUGAUCUGCAUUGUAACUCCAGCUACCUACCUUGGUUCCAAAUCCAUUCAUAGCCUUGCCUAACAAAAAUGUGUUCUUCCCAGUUUUUUGAAAUUUGCAGUUGACCCCCAGUUGAGGAAUGAAUUCCAUAUUUGCCACACACUUUUUUGGUUCCAUGUCCUUCCUGAUAUUAGUCCAGCUCUAAUUUUAAGUCCCAAAUUCUGGAUUUUGUCUCCAGAGGGAAUAUCAAUCCUCUUCAAAUCCUUUAACCAAUUAAAUUGAACUGUGACUUUUGAUAUUGUAAGCAAUGCAGACCUUGUCUGUGUAACUAAUCCUCAUAUCUUAACAAUUUUGGCCCCAGUUCUGAUAGAAGGGGCAGCAUACACAUUCCGGUGUAAUUGGGCUUUCAAUAUACCAACCUUAUUCCAUGAAAUCGAAAGACCAGAUUUGUAAAUAUAUCCCAGUGUUACAUGAUUCAUGAGUUGUUUAAAAGCCACACCAUUCCAGAGCUCUUGCAGCCUUCUGUUUCAUAGAAAUUGUUACUUUUCCCACUUGGACACACGUUUGCUUUUGACCCAGCCUGACUGAUGGAAAGUCUCCUCUAUCUGGUGGUUGGAAAGCUCCAAGAGACCAGGCAGUUUCAUGCCAGCUUUUAACGCAGUAUGAAAGGCCACAUGCAGGUAGAGUGAGAAACAAAAAUGUACCAGAGAGCAUAUCAAUUGAUCUUCACCUGUCGUGUUGGGUGCACAAAUGCAAUCUCCUGUUCCUUCUCCCCAACCCUGUACCCAUUGAGUAAUGUGUCAGUCAUUUUGUUUUGUUUGGUGAUGUGAGCGGGACUGAAAAUGCCAUAUUUAUCAUUCAUUCCUAGUUGCUUUUUGGGCAGUAAGAGUCGAACAUUUAUUAUAGAACUCAGGUUGCAUGUAAUAUUACAAGAUGCAUGUUCCUUUCUUUGAAGCACCACAGUGAACCAAUUGGGACUUUUUUUAAAAAAUUCAUUCGUGGAAUGGAGGGUGUCACUGGCUAGGCCGGUAUUUAUUGCCCAUCAAGCAGUUGAGAGUCCACCGCAUUGCUUUGGGUUUGGAGUCACACAUAGACCAGACCAGAUAAGGAUGGCAGUUUCCUUCCCUAAAGGACAUUAGUGAGCCAACAAUUUGCAAUGGAUUAAUAGUCAUCAGUGAACUCUUGAUUCUAGAGUUUUAUUGAAUUCAUAUUUCACCAUCUGCCAUGGCAGGGUUUCAAACCCAGGUCCCCAGAACGUUUUCCCAGCCACCAUCAGUUCUGAGGAAGGGUCACUGGACCUGAAACGUUAACUCUGUUUUUUCCUUCAGAGAUGCUGCCAGACCUGUUGAGCUUUUUCAGCAACUUUGUUUUUGUUCCUGAUUUACAGUAUCCACAGUGCUUUUGCUUUCCCCAGAACAUUAUAUAGGUCUCUGGAUUAACAGUUGAGUGAUUAUAACACUAGGCUGUCGCCUCUCCUUGGUUUUUCAUUGUCAUUCUUCUUUUUAUGAACUUAUGACCUAUCAGAGGGCAGUUGUGGCACAGUAGUUCCUUUGAGGCAGGAGGCCUCGAUUCAAGUCCUACUUGCUCCAAAGGUAUGUCAGAACACAUCUGAACAGGUUGAUUAGAAAUAUCUACAAACUAUCAGAGAUCAGCAUUGCAACCUGCCAAGGCAUGAUUCCUAUGUAAAACCUUGGGUUAUUAGUUCUGUACCCAACCUUUAGACUAAUACAACUUGCUUUGGUUUCUUAAGUAAACAGUAGCAGUAACAUUUAUGUCAGUGUAUUCAAUGAGAGUUUAUGGGGGAUAGAGGUACAUUGUUAAUACAGAGCGGAGAUCCCUCUUCCUCUGCCCUUGACAUGACUUGGGGUCAAUGAUAGUGACACUGAGGGUUCUGAAUGAACAAUUUUCCUGUCCCUUGACUCACAAAAUUUUCAACAUUCUUGAAAAAAAUGAUUUUUAAUUUAUAGAUAAGAAUAAAGAGCUUGCAUUUAUUUAGAUAUUUUUCAUUUUCCUCAAUA